GGCACUUACGGGUACACUCAUUUGCAAAAAUAGCUUUUAUUGAAGAUAACAUGUUCCACCAUUCAGCACACACACAUGGUCAUAAAAAUUGACUCCACUGUCCAGAGAGAUACGAGCACAGAGUUGUAAACUUGUAUGAAGGCCAGAGCUCGGCAAAGAAAAUAUCGUAGAAAAAUAUCCAUAUAAAAGAACUAGUAUAAUCAUUAGUAAAGAACAUCAAAAACCAGCGCAACUCCAUAAAUCACAGUUUACAUUUCUAUGGGAAAGGCUUUGACUGCACUUGGUCCCACAAACUUUUAAUUACUGACGAUGUGCUCGAGGUUUUACUGAUAUGCACUGUGUGCAAUCAUUAAUUGUUUGUGCAAAGUCAGCAUCAGCCAAUGCAUCAUCACAACUUUUACCCUGAAAACACGCUCAACACGUUUGGAUAUGUAUUCCUCGAGAAAUCACCCAGAUAUAGCCAUGUUAGUGUGACACACGGUGGGUUAACAACAUGACAGCGCACAAAAGUUGCAAUAAACAAUGGAUGACUGUUGCAAAAAAAAAGAAGGCACAUCACCAUUCUGUCUACAGUGAAAACAGUGUGACACAUUUCUUGAAUAUUGGGAAACAGCACACACAGAGAGGUCCGGCCCCUUCCGGAGUUGAAACAAAGAUAAUCUGUACAGACCCUGGCCUUUGCAUGAUGUAAAACAAUAUGUAGCUUCCACCAUAAGAGUGUAUACAAAUGCAUAUGUGCGAUCAACAAUACCAGUGAAACAAUCACCACUAUGAAUGGUCACUCCACCGAGGUAGACCGUAUUAAAAAAAUAAAGAAUUAUGAUAUAUAUGAGGGCACAAUGUAAUUAGGAGUAAUCAUCGGAUAAAGAUACAACAUAAAAACACCGCACUAACGGCAACAGGACAAUUGACAAGAACUAAAACCUAGUUUCUACUUUGCUUCAUUCGUUUGUUUCCUUGGCAGUCACAUCAGCUACUUACGAUAUAGGGAAUACAGUGAAGCCUCAAUAUAAAAGAAAGCACGGAUAGAGACAACAUUAGUUAAUUCAAGCCUGACAAGACCAUCGAAACUGAUCGAAUUAUCUGGCUGGUCAAAUUAAACAAGAUGCAGAAAAUCCCAAAACACUUUGCGGAUACAUUUGACUGCGUUUGCCCGAGUCUAACAAACCGCCAAAUCAAAUGCGCACCCAAUAUCUGCAUCUGAAGUAGAAAACUAAAGCAUAAAUGAAAUUAAAGCUCCUAAACAAAGUAUAAAUAGAAUCCGGACCCGAUUUUAACGCGAGAGCAUUAAGGGCCUGUGUCGCAUAAAAUGUGGCGACGGCGUCCGCAGCCAAGGAAAUCAUUCCAAACCAUGCAGACCCUCUGCGUGACGCAUAGGCGUUACUGAACUAAGUGAAUUUCUCAAAGUAGAAUGCAUCAGAAAAUUUGUCAAGUACGACUUGCAUACAACCUACAGACAUGAUAGCGUCAGAUUGUAAUUUGAAUAUGCAAGAAAGCAUCAUUCUGUUAUGCGGAAACUCAAACGCAAACCCCCUUUCCAACUGCCAUUUGAGGUUUGUCUUAGUAGGAGUGGUGUGGCCCACUUGGUGCCUUGCAACACCAUCAAAAUAAAAGAACCUACAUGCAUAACGUUUGCCGCCAGCAUUUCCAGGAAAACAUUACCUGCAGUUGCCGGGAUGCGUGAAGCCCAGGGAUCUUUGAAUGAUAUCGUGUUCCACCUUUAAAAGUGAAACCAUUUUUUUAGGAUGGUGGCAAGUUUCCUAAACUUCGCUUCACCGCAAUACAGCUGUGUUUUGAGGUAAAGCGUACAAAUGCCACAAGGGCAGUUUUGGUUUCGUAUCUGAUUGCACCAUGCAGGCUACUUUCGCCACAAUUUCCUAGGAAAACAAAAGGCGCGCUUUAGAAUCGGGUAAACACCAUAGUCAGACAUUACGUGCUACCAUUGUUGCUUGACUAUUUUCCUAGGGCUGGCUGGAAAUAAGCAUUUUCGACGGGAGGUGACGUGUGUUCAAUGCAUUCACAGUUCCUUAAGCUCUGCUGUGACAGAUGCUGCCACGAAAGGGAUCGUUAAUCGUGUUACCACAGGGGUCAAAUGCAUGCAUGCUGAAUGGUCAACUUUGAAUUACCUGGUGAAGGUCAAUUUUAGAAUCGAAAUAAUGCCUGUUUGGGCCCAUCGAAAUGCAUGUGCGCUGGCUGAGAAAUUCGGUUGGGAUCGAAUUAACUGGAAAAUCUAAAUAAGAGAUAAUAUUGGUUACAGUGAAGCGAAUAGUAGUAUGCCUACAGCUCAAAGUAUGCGUUCCGGUAGCAGAAAUGUCAAAUACUCGGCAAGAGCAAUUUGAGAUGAAACAUUCUGGACAUGCAUGCUUGGGCCAAUGGCUCAAAUUGGCUGGCCUGCCCCAACGUGCCGAUUCUGUACAACUGGAUCAACCACACCAUCACGGAGUAAUGGUACAAAAGGCAUUCGUAAUUUCGAGCUGUUUACGUGCCACGUAUCACCAUGGUAAGGUACCUACAGACCACUAAAAUUGACAGAGCCUUAACUGUCUCAUUGAAGGCAUCAUGCUUGCAUUCCUUUCGCUUAGACUCAACCGAGAAAUUGUUAUUCUUUUAAUGACAUCAGCGAGUAUGCUUAUAAUGAAUAUCGGGUGUAUUUUCACUACAGUGAAACUUCAUUUGGUGUACUCAUUUGGUGUAUUCAAGCAACAUCAUGAGAGCUGUAUUGUCGGCCUAUUCACUGCUUCUGCAGCAUGGCUGGACAUAAAGCAGACAUAUGCAGAUCAGGACAAUGUGCAACCAUUCACCAUAGCAGAUGUAAAUUAUGGUAGCCACUGCAGCAGUAGCUAAUUUAUUAAAUACCGCCCACAAGCCUCUUUGCGUACCCAAAUUCCCACCCUAUUCUUUUGCACUCCUUUUGUUUUCUUUUGUAUCUUGGGUUCUUUUGUACGCUCAGCCUAUAGCGUCCCCUAAUCUUGGAUCCCAUAUUACUAAAGCUCCAUAAUGUCAGCGCAUACUUCCCACUGAAGUGAGUUUAGAUGUAUGCUAUUCAGGGUUACAGAGGUCAGACGUGCAGCCAUGCACAACCUGAAUGUUCUCACACAAACAUCUAGGUUAUCACCUAGAAAAAAAUGCAGCUUGUGCAGUGGGUCCACAUUCCAUGCUAUUUCUGCCAUUCCAUGCUAUUUCUAAGAAGCUCCAUGGUGCUGCAAUGGAAGCUGUUAGCCAAAACUUGGAACUGGCGCGAAAAGUCACGAAAGACGCCGUUGACGGCGGCGAUGUGCCAGUCAUGUUUGACGGCACUUGGCAAAAAAGGGGCCAUAAAAGCCACAACGGAGUGGGCACAGCUGUUUCCCUGGACACAGGUCUUUGCUUGGACUUUGAAGUCCUUUCAAAUUACUGUCUUGCUUGCAGUAUCCACAAGGACAUGGGUGAUGAUGAUGAGGUAUGGCAAGCCUUUCAUCGUCCUGUAUGUGAAAAAAACACCGAAUGUUCAUCCCAUGCAAUGGAACCUGAAGCAGCAGUGCGCAUAUGGCAGAGGACUUUGUCAUACGAGACCCCACUGCGCUUCACAAGCUUCUUGAGUGAUGGGGACAGCAAAGCCUUUACUGCCGUCUGUGGGGCUGAGGUGUACGGUGACACUGUCAUCGAAAAAGAAGAGUGCACCAACCACGUUGCAAAACGCCUAGGCACUGCUCUGCGAAAAAUGACAACGCCACUGCCACGAGGUGAAAAGCUAACGGUCGCAGCCAUCCAGAAACUGCAGACAUACUACCAAAUAGCCAUAACAAAUAACAAGGGCAGUGUGCGCAGCAUGUACACUGCUAUAUGGGCCUCAUAUUUUCAUUGUUGCUCCAGUGAUGGGGCCAGCAGCCACAAAUUUUGCCCUGCUGAACCAAAUUCCUGGUGCAAACAUAGGCGUGCUGAAGCACUGGGGGAGCCUACACCACGCCACACCCCCUUGUUGACAAAAGCUCAGGGCUUGGCAAUUAUGCCUAUAUAUAAGCGCCUUACUGAUGAGAAGCUCCUGGCUCGGUGCCUUCAUGGCAAGACGCAAAACGCAGCAGAGUCACUCAACAGCAAGAUAUGGCUGCUGUGUCCAAAAACAAAAUUUGCUUCCCGGACAUCUGUGGAGACAGCCACGGCUAUUGCCGUGCUGUGGUACAAUAAAGACCAUGCGGGCUUUGAAGAAGUCCUACAAGAGAUUGGAGUACUUCCCCCAGAAGAGUUGGUCACACAUAGCGACCAUUCUGAUGACAUGCGCGUAAAGAAAAUGAACUUGAAGCGAACCGCAGAAGCAAGGGCGCACCGUCGUAGCGCAGUGAAAAGGGCUUGCACCGAGGAGACCAACAGUAGGAGCCGGGAAGGGCCAAGCUACAGUGCAGGAGCAUUCUAGAAACUUUUGUGUGCUUUCUGUGAAGCUGCUCUUGAGUGUGACAAAGAUUAAUGCAAAAACAACUGGAUUUUGAAGAAUAGAAGGUUUUGAAACUUUCAAACCUGUUUUUCUCAUUUUCAAUUUUUUUUAUAUUUUCGUGUCUUCCGGGAAGCCUUUUGUACACUUAGAAUUGGUGUAUACUAAUGAGAUUUGGCACACAUACUCUUGAAGGUAUGUAGAAUACCGAUAUCUACUUGAAAUUUCAAUAUCAGUCGUCAGUAAUUACAAUAGUACGAAGUUAUGUCUCAGGGAACUAAAAGAAACAAUGGUCGAAGUGCCAAAAUUUUUUUCUCCCACUUCCUAUAACUGAACACGCUUUUUGACUAGAUAUCGGUACUCUGUUAUCUAGGAAGAGCUAAAUAAGCUAUAGCACGAUACCUUUUGUGAAAGUUUAGUUCAUAAAAAAGUGCCCGUAAAGACCCCUAUAAUUUGCACUUCAGUAUAAUAUAACUCGAGAACUAUAGCAGCUACACAAAAACUAAUUGCAUAUUUGAAAUCUGCAUAAAAAACUCUUCAGUUGGCUGAAUUUUGAAGUCUCUGGUACAAAUAAUAAAAAAAAAGUUGUUUCGAGGAGCCUCUCCCCUUAAUGAGGGCAUUUUUAGAGACUUCUAGGGUGAUUUCUAGGGUAAGGGAGUGCCAGGCAGACGGUCCUGUGAAACCAUGGCUUCAGAAGCACCGAGUCAUUCACGGGCUUCGGGAUGACAACAUGCCAACCGAGCGUAGAGCAAAAGUGGUGUGCUACAACACAUGUGGAAGGAGACGCCCGAUGGUUGGCCUGGCUUUUCUCCGAGCCUGAGUGGCCAUGGUGAUAGUGGUGUGCUCUUUUUCUAGCGGCUUUGAAGAUACAGACUGUUGGUGGCAGUUCUUUCCUCCACCGAUUCUGGCAGAGGCUGGCGAUUA
Molecule: messenger RNA, 5329 nt
Organism: Dermacentor albipictus
Lineage: Eukaryota; Metazoa; Arthropoda; Arachnida; Ixodida; Ixodidae
Source: RefSeq, a predicted model, not a curated record